CAGGACCUGGGAGAAGAGCAACGAAAGAAAAAGAGGAGAGGAAAAACGGAACAACGACACAAAUGGCACUCAUGGCAGGGAUUUUGUUCGCGGCCACCUUUCUUGUUUUGGGGAUUUCUACAUUGGUUUCGUCGGCACGGAUAUACCCCCCAAAUGAAGUCACGUUAUUGGACUCCAGAUCUGUACAGGGGGAGCUGGGAUGGGUCGCCAACCCGACAGAAGGAGGGUGGGAGGAAGUGAGUAUUAUGGAUGAAAAGAACAUUCCCAUCCGGACAUACCAGGUGUGUAAUGUCAUGGAGCCAAACCAGAACAACUGGCUCCGCACUGACUGGAUCCCCAGAGGCGGUGCCCAGCGUGUCUACAUUGAGAUCAAGUUCACCCUCCGGGACUGCAACAGCCUCCCGGGGGUCAUGGGAACCUGCAAGGAAACCUUCAAUCUUUAUUACUAUGAAUCCAACAACGACAAGGAGCGCUACAUUCGCGAGAACCAGUUCGGCAAGAUUGAUACCAUCGCUGCCGAUGAGAGCUUCACACAGGUGGACAUCGGCGAUCGCAUCAUGAAGCUGAACACAGAGGUGCGGGAUGUGGGCGCCUUGACCCGGAAGGGCUUCUAUUUGGCCUUCCAGGAUGUUGGGGCAUGCAUUGCGCUCGUGUCCGUAAGGGUCUUCUACAAGAAAUGUCCUCUAGCGGUGCGUAACUUGGCCCAGUUUCCUGAUACCAUCACUGGAGCGGAUACGUCUUCACUUGUGGAAGUUCGUGGCUCAUGCGUGGAUAAUUCGGAGGAGAAGGAGGUUCCAAAGAUGUACUGCGGGGCUGACGGAGAGUGGCUGGUGCCCAUUGGGAAUUGCCUGUGUAACCCUGGAUACGAGGAGCGCAAUGCAGAAUGCCAAGCCUGUAAGAUUGGUUACUACCGAGCUCUGGCCACUGAUGGCUCCUGUUCCAAGUGUCCACUUCACAGCUACUCUGUCAGGGAGGGAUCCACCUCCUGCGCCUGCGACAAGGGAUACUUCCGAUCUGAAACAGACCCUGCAUCCAUGCCCUGCACCCGUCCUCCGUCGGCUCCCGCCAACCUCAUCUCAAAAGUGAACGAGACCUCGGUAAACCUGGAGUGGAGCGCACCCCGAAGCUCGGGAGGACGCCAGGACUUGACAUACAAUGUGGUGUGUAAGCGCUGCGGGCCCGACGGACGGCGCUGUCAGCCCUGCGGCAAUGGCAUCCACUUCAGCCCCCAGCAGCUGAGCCUGAAGGGGACCAGGGUGUCCAUCAAUGAGCUUCAGGCCCACACCAACUACACCUUCGAAGUGUGGGCUGUGAACGGAGUCUCGCCUCAGAGCCCCGGGCCAGAGCAGGCCGUUUCCGUGACCGUCACCACCAACCAGGCCGCUCCCUCUCCAGUGACUUCCAUCCAGGCGAAGGAUAUCACAAGACACACCAUCUCACUGGCCUGGCAGCCACCGGAUAGAGCCAACGGGGUCAUCCUGGAGUAUGAGGUCAAGUACUAUGAGAAGGACCAAAAUGAAAGAAGCUACAGAAUCAUAAAAACCUCAUCAAGGAACACUGACAUCAAGGGUCUCACCCCCCUCACCUCCUAUGUUUUUCACGUGCGUGCUCGUACGGCGGCCGGCUACGGGGAAUUCAGCGGUCCGUUUGAGUUCAUGACCAACUCCGUUCCAGCUCCCAUUAUUGGUGACGGGGCCAACUCCACGGUGUUACUGGUGUCAGUGGUGGGCAGCGUGGUCCUCCUCAUCAUCCUCAUCAGCGCUUUCGUCAUCAGCCGAAGAAGGAGUAAAUACAGCAAGGCCAAGCAGGACUCGGACGAAGAGAAGCACUUACAUCAAGGAGUGAGGAUAUACGUUGAUCCCUUCACCUAUGAGGACCCAAACCAAGCUGUUCGUGAGUUCGCCAAAGAGAUCGACGCCUCCUGUAUCAAGAUCGAGAAAGUUAUCGGCAUUGGGGAGUUCGGCGAGGUCUGCAGCGGCCGCCUGAAGAUGCCGGGCAAGAGGGAGAUCUGCGUGGCCAUCAAGACGCUAAAGGCCGGCUACACCGACAAGCAGAGGAGGGACUUCCUGUCUGAGGCCAGCAUCAUGGGGCAGUUCGACCACCCGAACAUCAUCCACCUCGAAGGCGUGGUCACCAAAUGUAAGCCAGUGAUGAUUAUCACAGAGUACAUGGAAAACGGAUCGCUGGAUGCAUUCCUGAGGAAGAAUGAUGGUCGCUUCACAGUGAUACAGCUGGUGGGCAUCCUGCGCGGAAUUGCAUCGGGCAUGAAGUACCUGUCAGACAUGAGCUACGUUCACCGCGACCUGGCGGCUCGCAACAUCCUGGUCAACAGCAACCUGGUGUGCAAGGUGUCCGACUUCGGCAUGUCCCGAGUGCUGGAGGACGACCCUGAGGCUGCGUACACCACCAGGGUGAGUCAUGUGUGUAGGCAAGCAUGUGUCCGACUGAUGUGGUGGUCACCUUGCUUGUCGGCUUUGUCAGCUUUCAUUAAUCAGCCCAUCUUUCAAUUACAGGGAGGGAAGAUCCCCAUCCGCUGGACGGCCCCAGAGGCCAUCGCUUACAGGAAGUUCACCUCGGCCAGCGACGUGUGGAGCUACGGCAUCGUCAUGUGGGAGGUGAUGUCAUAUGGCGAGCGACCAUAUUGGGACAUGAGUAACCAAGAUGUGAUCAAGGCUAUUGAUGAGGGCUAUCGGCUGCCGCCGCCCAUGGACUGCCCUGUGGCGCUCCACCAGCUCAUGCUGGACUGCUGGCAGCGAGAGAGGGCCGACCGGCCAAAGUUUGGACAGAUCGUCAACAUGCUGGACAAGCUGAUCCGCAACCCCAACACUCUGAAGAGGACUGGGGGAGAGACUGCUGUCAGGCCUAACACCACCCUGCUGGAGCCGGGAAGCCCCGAGGCGUCCUCAGCCAUGGGCACAGUGGAGGACUGGCUCCAGGCCAUCGGCAUGGAGAGAUACAGCGACAACUUCACCGCCGCCGGCUACACCACUCCAGAGGCUGUGGUCCACAUGACACAAGAGGACAUGGCUCGCAUAGGCAUCUCCUCGGCAGCACACCAGAACAAGAUCCUGACCAGCGUCCAGGGAAUGCUGUCCCAAAUGCAACAGAUGCAAGGCAGAAUGGUUCCCGUCUGAGAGAUUUAAACAAAGAAAAAAGGAAAAAAAGGAAGCAAAGCGACUUCGUUUCUUAUGAAAAAAAUACAUAAAUAACAAAAAAGAUUAAAUAUAAAAAAAGAGACAAAUAAACUAUGAAGAAAUAGUUUACCUCAUCCAUGCACUUUAAAUUGGAUCUAAAAGAAAAGAUGUUGAUGAAGAAGAAAAAAAAAGUGGUGAAAAUGGCACUUUUUGAAAAAUCAGACCUUUACCUUACCCUUUUUUUGUUGUUGUUUUGGAGAAUGGGACGCUUCUGUCUGCAGCAUUUACGGAUAGAUGGAGGGACGGCUGGAAAAGUGCUUCCGAGAGGCUAAUCUGGAGUGCCUUUAAUGGUCUGGAAGGAAAAGCGAGGGAAAGGGGGAACCGUACCUUUCUUCCUCCUCUUGGGCAGAGUGUUGUUUCUGGAACUUUCUUUCUGGAAUAAUCCGCGGAGCAGAUUUUUUUGAUUUCCUGUGACUGUGUUUAUUGUACAUGAAUUGUUUCUGUGGGACUCGCAGGCUGCCCCGGCCACCAUUGUUCUCUCUCAGCUGGAUCUGUUUGGUAUCUCACAGACAAAAUGGAAGAUCCCGACCAUCAUAUAUAAACAGUGAAUCUCUGAGAGGUUGAGGGUUGGAUUCUGAGGGGAGAUGGCGGUGCAGGGGAGGGCUUAUUUUUGAAGAGCUUUUUGUGUUUUUUGCUCUGUUCUGGCCUUGUUUUUCUCCCAGAACGCUGUAUUUUGUUGCCCUCAGGACAUUGCUGAGAAUGUCUUUGAUGUUCCAGAGGAGCCUUCCCACUCCCCUGUCUUCCCAAAAAUGCCCUCCUACACCUCAGAUAAACACACAAUUUUGGAUUCUUCCAUUCAUCUCCCCAUCUUAAUCAAAGCCCCAAAGCCGCCCAGCUUCUGCAGGAGCCUCCGACUCUUCCUCACCACCUCUGAUGGACAGCUGAUCGGACCAGUUGAAUUGGCUCGCUAAAUUGGACACGAGAAUAAAGGAAUUUAUUGUCAGGAUUCAUUUGUACAAAAGGAUGUUAAAAGGCAAUAUGGAUGCAGAAUGAAUCAGAAUCAUCAGCGUCAUCAUCGCCAAGCAAAUAAACAAAGAAAAACACGCAGGAUUACAAGAACCGCCAUCAAGCUGCUGCCGUCCAUCAUAAACAGGAUCCCGGCUUGCUCACCACGGCCAGAAUUUUUCCUCUUUGUCUUCCUCCUCCUUCUUUCCCGUCCUCUCCUUGGAGUAUCCUCCGACACCGAGACGACAGAUCCAUCCCGGAGCGUCCGGGACGUCCACCGUCACAACUUGACAAACUUGCCACUACGCUCUUGUGGCUAUCCAGCAAUGUACUGGAAUUACUAUGAAUGAUUUAACAGCUUAAAAAAAGAGACAAUAAGAAGAAUGUAAUAUAAUCGAGAAGCCCUGCUCCAGCGGAUAAUGUACUUUUAUUUUGAAAGUUUCAUUUUAUUUUGUGAUUUUUUUUUUUUGUUUGUUUUUUUAUUGUUUUGUUUUGUUUGCAUGUAAAGUAACAAACGUUUGAUUUGAGCGUGCGAAUGCGAUGGCGUGUGUGCACGGUUGUGUGUGUGUGUGUAGCUGUAUGAGUGACAACAUCUUUGAAGUACUAUCAGUAAUUGUGUCUGUUUUUAUGCCACUGUGGAGGAAGAGAAGAUAACAGAGACGUAUUGUUUUUGACAUGGAAAAAGAAAAACCCUGGAAUUUUUUUUUUUUGCUUUUGUGUCGUCUAAAAAAAAUUAAAAACGAUGUGAGGUAUGUCGCUCCCAUCGUGCGAACCGCUACUCAGCAACAGCAUUUAUUAAACAGCUUUCUGGAAUGCAGCCUAUUUCUGCUUUGGCAGUAACAGCGGCAAAUGGACACACGGCGACACGGUGUGACUAAAACCCUCCUGUGCAUAGAAACGUGCCGAAACACGGACGAGAGUUUGGACUCUCCGAGCUCGUGACAAGUUGAGGAGAAAAUGAGAGCAGUUUAAAAUGACGCACCUGUACACAACAAAAGGAUCAGAGAAGUGAGGAAAAGGUGUUUAAGAAGGGAAAACUAUUAAUUUUUUUUUUUUCCAGAGCCCAUCAUACAGCUACAGGUUUAACCCAAUGGACUAUAUUUGUUUUUGUUCCUUUAUCUCUUUAAACUAUACUUAUGCGAAUGUUUUUGAAAAAAUGACGCUUCAUAUAAUACAAAAACACCUCCGUCCUUAAUACAGCUCUACUGCUCUUUCCUUUUUUUGGCUUUUUGGGUUUUAUCUAUCGAAAAAGGACCUGUUUGGAAAUAUGCAAGACAUGUUUGGAAGGAAGAGGAAACCAGAAUGUACUGUAAAAUACUUUUUUCCUUUACUUAAAUGUUGGACGAUUUGAAAAAAAAAAAGAAAAAAAAAUUAACAAAACGCAAGAGUUAAUGUUUGUCAUUGUAUGCCUUCCGAUGCCAUAUGAUCUAGUCAUGUAGAUCUAACAUUCUCUCAAUCUUCUUUUGUACUUUUUUUUGACAUGAUCAUGUUUUUUUGGCCUUGUUUUAUUUUGUUUAUGUCAAGGAGCUCUAGGUACAUGUAACUUAUGUCAUUUAUUUAUGUCCUUUUAUAUCUAGUUUGUAAAAUAAUAGCCUAAAGUGAAGAAAAUAAAGGGGUGCCAAAGUGCAUUCUUAAUAAAGUAGAAACCGUA
Plectropomus leopardus (leopard coralgrouper) is the source of this 5790-nucleotide messenger RNA. RefSeq names its product ephrin type-A receptor 4. Gene Ontology annotation, molecular function: transmembrane-ephrin receptor activity; ATP binding; protein binding. The record is from RefSeq and is a predicted model, not a curated record. Lineage: Eukaryota; Metazoa; Chordata; Actinopteri; Perciformes; Serranidae. Gene Ontology annotation, cellular component: dendrite; plasma membrane. Gene Ontology annotation, biological process: protein phosphorylation; axon guidance; ephrin receptor signaling pathway.